CCAUGCAAUACCAGGCCGGCGGGCCGGCGCCCGGGCCUCCUCAGCCGCUGUACGCGCCCACGCCGCUGCUGCAGCCGGUGCACCCCACGCCCUUCUACAUCGAGGACAUCCUGGGGCGAGGGGGCGCCCCCGGGCCGCCGCCGCCCACCCUGCCCUCGCCCAACUCCUCCUUCACCAGCCUGCCCGCCUCCCCCUACCGCGGCGCCCCCCUCUACGAGCCCACCCCCCUCCACCCGGCCUUCGCCCACCCCCUCGCCGCCGCCUACGCCGCCGCCGGAGCCUACGCCGCGCCCGCCGGGAGCCCCCUCUACCCCUUCCCCCGCGCCCUCGGAGACUACUCCACCGCCCUCCUGCGCCACCACGACCACCUCGGGAAGCCGCUGCUGUGGAGUCCCUUCAUGCAGAGGCCGCUGCACAAGCGGAAGGGCGGCCAGGUGCGCUUCUCCAACGACCAGACCAUGGAGCUGGAGAAGAAGUUCGAGACGCAGAAGUACCUCUCCCCGCCCGAGAGGAAGCGCCUGGCCAAGAUGCUGCAGCUCAGCGAGAGGCAGGUCAAGACCUGGUUUCAGAACCGACGAGCGAAAUGGAGACGCCUCAAGCAGGAGAACCCUCAAGCCAACAAAAAAGAAGAAUCUGAGAAUGGGGACAGCCAGGAUCCGAGACAAGAGAGCUGUCUAAGCUGUGAGCCAGAUAAGGAGGUGUCACCCAACCUGCCACGGUACACCCCCUCACCAGCUUCCCAGGAAGAGCUUGAGUCUGACAUCUCAGAUGAUUCUGACCAAGAGGUGGACAUUGAAGGUGACAAGAGUUAUUUCAAUGACCCCAACCAGUAGGGACCCUCUUUUUCUUUGAAUGAACCUUCUCUCCGCUUGCACUUUAAGAGGAGUUGGCUUGACCAAAAACAAUUUUAUGUCAAAAAAAAAAAAGAAAGACAAAAUCCUUUGAACUGAGAGGGAAAAUUAACACAUUUUAUAACUCUAACAGUGUUUUUGUUCAGACAAUCUAUUGAUAAAGGAAGAAGCCCAUUUUUAAAUCAUGACAUUUGUAUACUGAUAAGUUUUACAUUCACUUGGGAAUAUAAUGUUAAAUCCUCCUCCAGGAAUUGCUGUGUUUUGGUCUCAUAAUCCUUAGCAAGAUGUGAAAACCAUGUUUGAUUUCAUAGGGAGAAUUUCACAUCUGACAUGCAACCUUUUGCAAAAAUUUCCCAGAGGUAAAGCUCUGCAGAGAACUGAAACAUAGUUUUAUCUGUUGGUCAAGAGCCAACAUGAUGUACUGGUUCACAUGGACUGGGUUUGAAUUCCUACUUUGCCAUGGAAGCUUGCUGAGUGACUUUGGCCAGUCAUUCUCUCUCAGUCUAACCUACCUCACAGGGUUGUUGUGAGGAUAAAAUGGAGGAAGGGAGAGCUAUUUAUACUGUCCUGAACUCCUUAGAAGGAGGGCAGGAUAACGAGGAAUAGGUAUGGCCUAUGAAGUGCCUUCUGCCUUCAGGAUGGGUUCUGAGUAUGCAUUCUUGCUUUAGAACACAAGAGGAGAUCGAGGUCUGCCUAAUCCACCAUUCUUUGCAAGAAUUUCUGCAGACAACAUCAACUACUGUCUACCUUCUGCUCACCACCACUGCCUCAUUGUUUAAAAGAACCUAAGAAGAUCUCUGCUGGAUCAGAUUAAUGAGCCAUCUGAACCAUGGUCUAGCUAUGGAGAGCACAGUGGCCACCUCCUGCUAUUCUUCAGCAAUGGACAUUCAGACACUUCUUGCCUCUCAAUGUGGAGAUCCCAUUCAACAGCCAUGGCUUAUACCCUGUGUGGCUGUGUCCUUCAUGAAUUCAUCCUGCCCUUUUAGUGGCCAUGACCACAUCCAUGACAGUGAGUUCCACAGGUUAUUUGUGUGGGAAGACGUAUUUUUUUUUUUGUCUGCCUGGACUGAAGAAGUAUUUUGCUUCAGAACAUAUUACGUUGUCUUACCGUGAAUCAGACCAUUCUUUGUUCUAACUCAGGAUUGUUUUCUCUGACUGGCAGCAGUUCUCCUGGGUCUUUCCCAACACCUCCUACCUGUGUACUUUUAAACAUGGAGGACUAAACCUGGGACCUUUCAUGCAAAGCAUGUGCUCUGUCACUGAGCCAUAGCUUUGCUCUCCAACCAUGCAAUACUCAGGCCACAGCUAGUGUUGGGUUUUGUUAUUUAUCUUUAAAGAUGUCUAGCAGUUAAAGGCCCACUCCUAGAGAGAUGUUCAUGAUGAACAUAUGAAGCUGCCUUAUACUGAAUCAGACCCCUGGUCCAUCAAAGUCAGUAUUGUUUUCUCAGACUGGCAGCGGCUCUCCAGGGUCUCAAGCUCAGGAUUUUCACACCUAUUUGCCUGGACCCUUUUUUUGGAGAUGCCAGGGAUUGAACCUGGGACCUUCUGCUUCCUAAGCAGAUACUCUACCACUGAGCCACCGUUCCUCCCCAACAUGAUGUUGUGCAAACCUAUUGCAGCAAAAAUAAAUAGGCACCUGAAAAAUUUACACAGUUUUACUCCAGUCCAGGUGUUUGUAAACUAGAACCCACUUCCUCAGAUGCAGUGCAGUGGCUUUCUAUACCAGAUAUUGGGAGAGGAAAAAAACAGCAGCCAGGGUCAAUGAGCUGUGAAAUGCAGGAAGUGCAGGGGGAAGUGUUCAGACAAGAGACCAUCCACUAGUUUUUCUAAGUGAGCUAAAACCUAUACCAAAGGCCCCCUUGAUCCUGCUUUUCAUUUUUCAAACCUCGUAUUGGAUUUCAUUGAAUCUGGGGCACACAACCUUUCUCUGGAAUAACAUUGCUAGUCUUGAAGGCUUCCGAUUGCUUUCAUGUAUAAACCAGGCUCUUACAUGUCGGAAUUCUGAUGUUCAGGGCUUUUUUUGUGGGAAAAGUCCUGCAGGAACUCAUUUGCAUAUUUGACCACGCCCCCUGAUGUCAUCAUAGUUUCACAAAGGACUUUUGUAGAAAAAGCCCUGCAGGGGCUCAUUUGCAUAUUAGACCACACACCCUGAUGUCGAGCCAUCUGGAACUGCGUUCCUGUGCGUUCCUACUUUAGGGGAGGGGGGAAAUAACCCCUGCUGAUGUUCUUCUGGAAUCAAAUUGAAAAAGCUGAAGGAGAACGCAGUUGAAUAGGGAGGCAGAAGCCACUAGUGACCAUCUUUUUGUCUAUAGUUUCUUUUUCUUCUUUCAGGAACAGAUUGUUCAAGCCUCAGGAACAAUUAAUCCCUGAAGGGGAGAGAAGAUAAGGGGUGUGUGGGUGUGGGGGGCCCCUCCUGUUUUCCUGUGUGGUUGUCUAUGACCCCAUCUAGCUAUCUUGCCCUAUGGAGGAUAUUCAGUGGGCUUUGACCCAAGAAGAUGUUAUGUGUUUUUUUAAAGGAUUGCUGUCCACAUAUGAAGCUGCCUUAUACUGAAUCAGACCACGGGUCCAUCAGGAUCAGUGCAGCCUACUCUGGUGGGCAGCAGCUCUCUGGGGUCUCAGGAAGACGUCUUUCACAUCAUCAGCUACUGGAUCCCUUUAACUGGAGACACUGGGGACUAAAACCAGGACCUUCUGCAUGCCAAGCCAAUGCUCUACCACUGAGUCACAGCCCCAUUUCAAGAAACCCAAGGAAACCUAAACUGAUCUACUCAGAAUCUUGCUCAGGUCUAUUUAACGGGACUUGCUACCAGGAAAGUGGUUUUAGGAUUACACAGUGAAGGUCUGUCCCUUUUGCCACAAGCUUCAUUAGUCAAGCCACGACCUCUCAGCCUACUGGCUGCAGGUUGUUUUUUUUUUUUUGCCGUCAAGUCACAGCUGACUUAUGGUGACCCCAGAGGGUUCUCAAGGCAAGAGACAUUCCGAGGUGGUUUGCCAUUGCCUGCCUUUGCGUCAUGACCCCGCUAUUCCUUGGAGGAUGGGUGUGAAGUGGCUUGAGCCUUUAAACGUGAAGUUAGCUACAUCAACAGUCGCUCCUGUCUCCCCUGGAGCAUCCCACACAGUUCACACCUGCUUAGGAAACGAAGGAUUCAACUUCCCCCCUCCCAUGAAGCUCUUGGGCCUUGAAACAGCUGCAAUCCACUGGCCCUUUGCCCAUCACAGCUGGUUUUCUGCCUUUGACUAGGUUAUUAAAGAACACAGCUGCACGGCUGUGCGAGUGAGCCAAUGGUCUAUCUCUAACUAGUAGCCAAAAUGAAUUAGAAUUAAAGUUAUGAACUGUGGGCUGCUUUCCUACCUGGAAAAAUAGGAUGGACGUAGCCUUGCAGGUGUUUGUUGUGCCUGCGGUUUGUAUUAUGUACAUAUUGUUUAAAUGCAGACAGCCCGGUAUUUAAUACAUUUUUUUGGAUGAAUUUGCUUGUGAAAUAAAUCUGGAUGAAGGCC
Molecule: messenger RNA, 4349 nt
Organism: Heteronotia binoei (common prickly gecko)
Lineage: Eukaryota; Metazoa; Chordata; Lepidosauria; Squamata; Gekkonidae
Gene: HHEX
Product: hematopoietically expressed homeobox
Exons: 4
Coding region: 3-833 (276 amino acids)
Biological process (GO): cell differentiation; regulation of transcription by RNA polymerase II
Molecular function (GO): DNA-binding transcription factor activity, RNA polymerase II-specific; RNA polymerase II cis-regulatory region sequence-specific DNA binding
Source: RefSeq, a predicted model, not a curated record